Molecule: messenger RNA, 1252 nt
Organism: Dendronephthya gigantea
Lineage: Eukaryota; Metazoa; Cnidaria; Anthozoa; Malacalcyonacea; Nephtheidae
Exons: 9
Coding region: 389-1252 (287 amino acids)
Source: RefSeq, a predicted model, not a curated record
UCAACUACCAACACAACAGGUCAACCCAUAUGAUCCUGGUAUUUGCACAAAAAAGAAACGAGGAAAGUUUGUGGUUGUGAAAGAUUACAAUGAUGAUGAUAAAAUCCUGGCUUGUGUUCAACACGAUGGAAAAUAUCAGUGGGAAAUGAUCAAUGGUCAUUCGUAAGGCAAUUAUUUUGAUCCAGCGAAGGAUUGUUCUGAUGUUAUCGACAAUGUUCCAAAAGCGGAAAGUGGAGUUUAUUGGAUUCAGACACGAAAUGGUCCACAAAAGUCAUGGUGCGAUGUUGAAACAGACGGUGGGGGGUUCCUGUUGAUUGGCGUCAAAGACACGCCAGAAACCUGGGCCAUUCCUUCAAAAGCGUCUUUCAUCCACCCCCACGGUAAGCCAAUGUGGUCAAGUGCAUUUGGAGAUCAAGAAAUCUUGGAUUUUCGAGUUCAGAUUUCCACAACUAAAAAUUUUCGUGAUACACGUGCACAUUGGUAUUAUCGUUUCAAAUCUCCUCGUCUUCUUUCAAAACUUCUCAUGUCCAACAAAGGAGGAUGCAGUCAUCGAUAUCCAGGCAUUGGUGAUAUUGCCUACGUUAAAGAUCUCAUGACUGGAAAGAUAGCGACAAGAAAAUUCAAAUGUUCGCGAUUUGGGGCUGAUAUAUCAACAGGACUGGGAUGGGAUAAAAUGAACAAAUGUUUUAAAAAAGCCUGCCCAAAAGGAUUUGCCUAUCUUUUUAACUUUCAUAUCGACAGAUCAGGUUCAUACAGUUACAGUGUUGUGUCGGAACGUUCCGGGAUUCAAGACAAUCAAACAUCAUUUAUUGGUUGUGAUCACGGAAAGUGUUGUGCUUGUUUUGGUCCUGACAGUAAGAAGGAUUACUGCGCUCCAAGAUGUCAAGAAAUCAAUGGUGGAACGGUUUUGAAGAAAGAGGACAAUAUCACAGUUUGGUUUUGGAUUCGUUCAUCUUUACCAAAACGUGUUUGGAAAAAAUGCAUGGAGUUUAAAGAAAGAAACAAUGCAGGGAAAUUGAAAACAUGGCGUGUGGAAGGUGGAGUAAAGAGAGAGGGUCCGUGUUCGCAUGAUGAAGAUGCCACAAUCAAUGAUGGGGUUGCAGUGGUUCCUGAUGAUCGAGCAAUGAAUAAACUCCCAAAAAUAGAAGGUCUUCUCUCCUAUAGCUCUGACGACAGAAAAAUUUACCUCAAAGGAAAAUCUCAGUGGAAAGCUUUGGCAACUCAGCAGGAUGUAAGAUUUGUCGAAACAUAA